This is a messenger RNA of Octopus bimaculoides (California two-spot octopus), 675 nucleotides long. Its product is annotated as chondroitin proteoglycan-2-like. The record is from RefSeq and is a predicted model, not a curated record. Gene Ontology annotation, cellular component: extracellular region. Gene Ontology annotation, molecular function: chitin binding. Lineage: Eukaryota; Metazoa; Mollusca; Cephalopoda; Octopoda; Octopodidae.
AUGGAUAGUUCUGUCACUGCUGCCAGAUAUAUUGAGAAUGAUCCCCGGUGUAUACACAAGAACGGAAGUAACCCUGAACCAACCGACUGUGCAAGAUUUGUUGAAUGCUGGGAAGGAACUUCACUUUCUGUGAAAUGGUGUCCCCAAGGUCUUCUCUACAAUACAACGAAACGAAUGUGCAUGUGGCCCACCAGAGUAGACUGCUCCAAUCGACCAAACAAGAUGGCGGAUAGCGCAAAGCUCAGUAAAUUCCGAUCAGAGUGCGAUGUAGCGCGAGGUAAAGGCCACAUCCUUAUCACUUAUCCAGGUGACUGCAGCCAGUAUAUAUCCUGCGAUUCAAAUGACCAGAACCCUCAACGGUGUGCUUCAGGUACAGUGUUCAACCCUGAUAAACAACGAUGCGAUUUUCGUUCCAACGUACCCAGCUGUAAAUUAGACCACUGAAGCAUCAAGCCCUCGAUAUUAACAAAUAAUAAUAAUAAUAAUAAUAAUAAUAAUAAUAAUAAUAAUAAUAAUAAUAAUAAUUGAGCCAUUUUCCAUGAGGAUAGAAUUAUCAAUAAUGACAGCAACACCAACAGCAAUAACAACGAAGUAACGGCAACAGUUCAGCAACAACAAGAACAAUAACAACGACAAUAAUAUCUGCAAUAUUAACAGCAGAUGAUUUUUCGUAAA